AUGGCGGCCGCCGGCAGCGAUCCCCGGGGGCCGGAGCCUUGCUCUCUGCAGAGCGGCUCACGAGCCGGAGGCCAGUCCACGCUGCUGCGCUCAGAAAAAGAGCGUCAGUCUUGCAGGUCUUCCUUUCCCCUGGGGCAGAGGCCGGAAGGUACUUUCCACAAAGCCUCCUCCCACCUGCUCCAGCAGCUCAUUCACCGCUCUCGGGAGCCGGACGCGGGCGGAGAGGAAUACGCGGACGACUGCGAGGGCGAGGCGGAGUCCGAGGAGUCCUCAGAGUCCGAGAUGCUGAAUUUGGAGGAGGAAUUUGAUGGGGUCCUGAGAGAGGAGGUCGUGGCCAAUGCCCUUCACCAGUUGGGGCGCUCAGGCUCUGGGACUGAGCAGGUCUACCUCAAUCUAGUUUUAUCAAAUUGUGACUUAAUUGACAUUAGCAUUCUCUGUGAAUAUGUUCACCUACAGAAGUUGGAUCUUUCAGUCAAUAAAAUUGAAGAUUUGUCUUGUGUGAGUUAUAUGCCUUACCUUCUAGAACUUAAUGCUUCGCACAAUAAGCUGACGACGUUCUUCAAUUUCAAGCCACCCAAGAAUCUCAAGAAGGUGGAUUUUUCCUACAAUCAAAUUUCUGAAAUGCGUGAUUUGUCGGCAUACCAGGCUCUCACUAAACUAAUUUUGGACAACAAUGAAAUAGAGAAGAUCAGUGGGCUAGAAUUGUGUAGUGGCCUGACACACCUGAGUCUGGCCAAGAACAAGAUCACGACGAUUAACGGCUUAGGCAUACUACCCAUCAAAAUUCUUUGUCUGAGCAAUAACCAGAUUGAGAAGAUCACAGGUUUGGAGGACCUAAAAGCCCUGCAGAUCGUGGAUCUGUCCCAUAAUCAGAUCAGUAGCCUCCAGGGCUUAGAGAACCAUGACUUCCUGGAAGUGAUCAACCUGGAGGAUAAUAAGAUUGCUGAGCUGGGUGAAAUAGAAUACAUUGAAAGUCUACCUCUCCUUCGGGUUCUCAAUUUUCUAAGAAAUCCAAUUCAGGAAAAAGCUGAAUAUUGGUUCUUCGUGAUUUUUAUGCUCCUACGAUUAACAGAAUUAGAUCAGAAGAAAAUCAAAGUGGAAGAAAAGGUUGCAGCAGUGAAUAGAUACGACCCUCCCCCAGAAGUGGUUGCAGCCCAGGAUCACCUGACCCAUGUCGUCAACAGUGUGAUGCAGCCACAGAGGAUCUUUGACAGCACGCUUCCUCGUCUGGAUGCCCCUUACCCCAUGUUGGUGCUAGCUGGUCCUGAAGCCUGUGGCAAACGAGAACUUGCUCACCGCCUCUGCAGACAGUUUAGCACAUACUUCAGAUAUGGGGCCUGUCACACCACAAGACCACCUUACUUUGGAGAAGGGGAUCGAGUCGAUUAUCACUUUAUCUCUCAGGAAGUUUUUGAUGAAAUGCUAAACAUGGGGAAGUUCAUUCUAACAUUCACUUAUGGUCGUCACAACUAUGGGUUAAAUAGGGACACCAUUGAAGGUAUCGCAAGAGAUGGUUUAGCAAGCUGUAUUCACAUGGAAAUAGAAGGUGUAAGAAGUUUGAAAUGUUCCUAUUUUGAACCUCGAUAUAUCCUGGUGGUACCCAUGGACAAGGAAAAAUAUGAGGGCUAUUUGCGGAGAAAAGGAUUAUUCAGUCGUGUAGAGAUUGAAUUUGCUGUCUCCAGAGUGGACCUUUAUAUUAAAAUCAAUCAGAAAUUUCCAGGAUAUUUUGAUGCAAUCAUCAAUGUAGAUGAUCUGGAAGUUGCCUACCAAAAGCUGAGUCAACUCAUCAGAGAAUACCUUGGAUUAUCUGAGGAAACAUCCAAGAAUUUGGCGCCAACUGCAGGAGCUCCUUCUAGCAAGAAGACCACCUCCGGGGUGCCAGCACACCUGGUCCCAUCCCCAAGGCGCUUGGCAAAACUGCAAGCAGAUGGCCAGAUAACAGAACGUCUCUCUGGAAUGCAGAUUCAAACACAGGUCCCUGAAAACCAGAACCUAGCCCCCUUCCAGAACCAAGAGCUGACUCAGGGAGCAACCCAUCAAGAAGAAUGUUCUCCCAGUAGCCAUGUCAGUGCUGAGCCUCCUCCACAGCCCAGCUCAUCAGCACUUGGUGUUUCCCAGCAGGCUCAGGACUUAUCCCCAAACCAGAAGGAAGAGGAUGUUCAACAAUCAGAUCUUUCUUCAAAAAUAAUAACGACAAAUGUCCCCGAAAAUGAGUCCAUGACAUCUGAGGCAAAAGCAGGUAAGAUAGUGCAGCCUUCCAUCACUCCUUCCCAAGAGCCUUCUCAGCACCCUGACCCACCUCCAGCUCACAGCCCUCAGCCGGACCAAGAUGAGGAAUCAGGGGAAGCCAAGGUAACCUCCACUGACCCUCUGCCAUCUGAAGCCCUACAGGGGCCUGGCCCAACCUCCCCCAGCCCCCGGAGAACCCAGGAUAAGGAAACUGAAUCAGUAGCUCUGCCACCCAACAGUACCCGUUAUGAGCCUCCAAGAGACCCUUCCCACCCGAAUGGGGCCAAAACAGCAGGACCAUCUCCAGAAGAUUCUCAACAACCUCUAGCGGAGGGAACCCCAAAAGCAGAAUAUGUCCGGGUUAGCACUCCUUACCCAGAAUUGCCACAUCCUCAGGAUUCAGCAGACCUCAAACAGACCCAGCACAGGGACAACCCAAUGACCUUGCUUCCCAGAAGCUGGCUGGCUCCCACCAGGUUGCCUCAGCCGCAGGUCCUUGCUCCACUCCAGAGUCGGAGGCCCACACCCAAACUCCUCUCACCCAGCAGGGAGGAAGCUUUAGGAACAGCCUCAGAUAAAACCAUGACUCCCUCCCCCAGGCCUCCACCAGCUCAGGAAGGAGACUCCAGUAAAUUUCCUCCCAUCAGCCCUCCCCAGUCCAAACCACCACAAAAUCAGAGCCCCCAUCUGGACCACAGCACUCAACAAGUCCAGGAAGGAAAGGUCAGGGAGGUGAAACUCCCUCUUAUCAGCACCCCUGUCCAGGAGCACACGCCACAGACUGCCCCUGAUCUGCCCUGGGAAGAGGAGGCUCAGGUGGUUAGGCUUCCACAGAUUCCCACCCCCUUCUCAGAACAGCAGCUGCCCCAGAACCCCAGGGCUAACCAUUAUUCGAGGCCCACAAAGGAAAGGCAAGCGCCCAAAGCAGGCCACUCCUCCAGCAAGAAGAUUUCAGAUGUGCAGGCUUUACCCCAAAACCGGGAGCCAGCGCAGCAGACAGGAGCUAGGGAAAAAAAACUCCCUCUUCACAGAAAGACCACUGAAAGGCCAGGGCAUCUGAAAAAGGCACUGCCUGGAGGCCGUCAGACAGCCUCGCAGCCAGAAUCCCAGAGGAAGCUGACUGCCCCAAAGGUACCCGACCACCCUCACCCCAGCCUGCCUCGGAGCUCUCAGGGGAGCCAGAGAAGAAAAGUCCAAAUGCCAGAAAUCUUUGAACUCCCCCAGGCCGAACCAUUGCCUGAGGAUCCCCUAUUACAAGUAGAGAAACAGGAGAAAAAAGGACCACCCUUGAAGAGAGAGCAUUCUGGAGGAGUGCCUCAGGAAAAUAAAGCUACCCUCAGUGGUGACCAACCAACUCAGGAGGGUCAGCGCCCGCCCAGGAGACCUCUCCAGAGUGAGGUGUCCUCUGCAGAGUCAAAACCAGACGAUUCUGCUCCCAGGGAGCAUCCGAGCAGGAAAGAAGAGGCUCAUAGAAGGGGAAGGUUUCAGAAGAGGCAGACUGCUUCGGACUCCCCAGAGCAGGCCUCCACCCAGCCGCCUGUCAGACAGACACCAGCCCAUAGAGGGACCCGCCAGACCACAGAGAGCUCUGUCCGAAGGGACAGUGCUUCCAGGCAGCCUGCCAAAGACAAACACGACUGGAAACAUGGGGGAACAGCAAAGGACAAGAGCUCUGUCGCCACGCCCCAGACUCAGGUGUCUGCUGAGGAGCAGGCCGACUGGAAAGGAAGACGGCGAGCUCGGGGCAGUCAGAGCACCAAGGUUUAA
Nyctereutes procyonoides (raccoon dog) is the source of this 3996-nucleotide messenger RNA. RefSeq names its product leucine rich repeats and guanylate kinase domain containing (gene LRGUK). The transcript has 16 exons. Bases 1 to 3996 code for a protein of 1331 amino acids. Lineage: Eukaryota; Metazoa; Chordata; Mammalia; Carnivora; Canidae. The record is from RefSeq and is a predicted model, not a curated record. Gene Ontology annotation, molecular function: protein binding; GMP kinase activity. Gene Ontology annotation, cellular component: cytosol.